Ostertagia ostertagi is the source of this 651-nucleotide messenger RNA. The record is from the annotation of a GenBank genome assembly. NCBI's taxonomy places the organism in Eukaryota, Metazoa, Nematoda, Chromadorea, Rhabditida, Trichostrongylidae.
AUGGAUCCGCAUACAUUGCGGGACUGUUUGUCUGUGACUGGAGUCGAUUCGCCUGGGAAAUCCAUAGCGGCUGGACCAAAUGGACAACUGAUUUUCAAAAAAUCAGCCAGUCAGCUCUACUACUGUGAUGUGCACGAGAUGUCAUCGUACACAUUGUGCUUGUCGCGGAUGGAUCCCCUAUAUCAGGCUGUCCGGGGACAUGAUUUAUAUUGCAAAGGUGAAAUUUACGACCUGGCAUUCUGUCGACGGGGUUCUUUGCUGAUCUGUCUUCAGCGAGUAGCAACCGGCGAGUUUUUCAUCUGUGAAGGCACCAUUGACAGCGAUGCGUUCAUCGUUGAAAUCACCGGCACGGUUCAUAAGACCAACAUCGCCGUCGCCAAAGGAAAGAACGUGGUGCUGAUUCGUGAUGAAGCCGGUGUCGUUCUUUUAUCGUAUCCAAUUCGAUGGCAAUCAACAUCUCCUGCUAGCAGCUUUAUCGAACUCUUUCAUGUGUCAAAUUUUCUGAGCUCAUCCGUUGGCGACAAGUACACCAUCUCUCUGCAGAGUAGAGAGAUUUUCGAUGCGACAUUCGCGAGUCCAUUCAUAUCCCGCAAUCACUUAUAUCUUUUCUAUGGACAUGACUAUUCCAGAUUUAUGCUUGUUCCUCUCACU